GCGCGACAGUGCAGAGGGCCUGAGGAGAUAUCGCUGCUGCCGUCCCUGGUCUUCCUUGGUGACAUAGAUGGUUUUCCUUUCCUCAUGUUAUCCUUACAACUGUCCUAUGAGCUACACAUGAGAAAUGUCAAUGGAGGCUCCAAGAGAAGUAGGAGUGUGGCGGCAAACCCGAGCUCUUUUGUAUAAGAACUAUCUUGUUAAAUGGAGGACUAAGAAGAGUAGCAGUCAGGAAGUUCUGCUUCCGAUUUUCUUUUUAUUUUGGCUAAUAUUAAUGAGCAUGAUGUAUCCAAGCAAGAAAUAUGAUGAGGUUACAGAUAAUGAUCUUGGUUCUGUGGCUUACUCAAAAAUGUCCAAGUUUAUCGUUGGCUACACUCCAGUGACUGAGUUCACAAGAAAAAUCAUGACAAAAAUGUCUUCAGAAUGCUUCCAAGAAGGAAUCAUUACAGAAGAAUUUUUCACUGAGCAAGAAAUGCAAAAGGCUAGUCUUCAUAAACCUCCAAAUUUUGUGGGGGCAGUUUUUAAGGAUUCCAUGUCCUACCAUCUCAGAUUUCCUCCUACUGUGAUUCCAUUAUCUGUGAGUUAUGUAGACUCAAGAGCUAGUUGUUCAGGCCCUUCCAAUAUGUGUGAAGCUGAAAAGUACUUACGCUCUGGAUUUACAACUCUACAGAUGUGUCUUGAUGCCGCAAUUAUACAGUUGAAGACUAAUCAUUCAGUUUUGGAAGACCUGGAAUUUACAAAUGUGGUCAUGAUGGGAGAGUCUGCCAUUAUGGAAAUAGAUAAUUUUCCUCGUGCAAUCAUUUUAAUUUACCUAGUAAUUGCAUUUUCACCCUUCGGCUGUUAUUUGGCAACCCAUAUUGUCGCAGAAAAGGAGAAGAAGUUGAAGGAAUUUUUAAUGAUUAUGGGUCUUCAUGACACUGCUUUUUGGCUUUCUUGGGUCCUACUGUACACCAGUCUGAUAUUUGUCAUGUCCCUUCUCAUGUCGAUCAUUGCAACAUUCUCUUCACUUUUCCCCAAAAGUAGCAGCUUUGUGAUAUUUCUUCUUUUUUUCCUAUAUGGAAUAUCCUCCGUUUUCUUUGCAUUCAUGUUGACGCCACUUUUCAAAAAAUCAAAGCACGUUGGUACAGUUGAAUCUUUGACAACCUUGGCAUUUGGUUUUGUGGGACUGACCAUUGUCAUUUUGGAGGAUUUUCCAAAGUCUCUUGUGUGGUUACUUAGCCCUCUGUGUCAGUGCACAUUUUUAGUUGGUAUUGCACAGGUUAUGCACUUAGAAGAUUAUGAAGAAGGGGCUAUUUUCUCAAGUUUAACUUAUGGUCCUUAUCCACUGGUUAUUGCUCUGUUGCUGUUGGCCCUGGACAGUAUGCUUUACCUACUCGUAGCACUUUAUCUGGAUCAGGUGAUUCCAGGGGAAUAUGGGUUGCGUCGAAGCUCAUUCUUCUUCCUGAAGCCUUCAUUUUGGCUAAAACAAACAAGAAAUUAUAAGGAACUGUAUGAGGCUAGCAUCACUGAGAACUUAAAUUUCAGUGAGAUUACUGAACCUGUAUCUUCAGAAUUUCAGGGAAAAGAAGCUAUCAGAAUCAAUGGUGUUCAGAAAUCUUUUGUUAAAAAGGAUGAAACUGUAGAGGCACUGAAAGGUUUAUCCUUUGAUAUUUAUGAGGGUCAGAUCACAGCAUUACUUGGACAUAGUGGAACAGGAAAAACAACAUUAAUGAACGUUCUUUGUGGAUUGUGCCCACCUUCUGAUGGGUUUGCUUCAAUCUAUGGAUACAGAGUCUCUGAAAUAGAUGAAAUGCUAGAUGUAAGAAAAAUAACAGGAGUGUGCCAACAAACAGAUAUAUAUUUUGACGUAUUAACAGUGGAAGAGAAUCUCUCUAUAGUGGCCUCAAUUAAAGGUAUACCUCCAAAUUACGUGAUACAAGAGGUGCAGAAAGUGUUAUUGGACUUGGAUAUGCAGCCCAUUAAAGAUAAUCAAGCUAAAAAACUUAGUGGAGGACAGAAAAGAAAACUGUCAAUAGGAUUCGCAAUUCUUGGAGAUCCCAAGGUAUUACUCUUAGAUGAACCAACUGCUGGCAUGGAUCCAUGCUCACGACAUACAGUUUGGAACCUUUUGAAACGCAGGAAAGCAAAUCGAGUGACUGUCUUCAGUACCCAUUUCAUGGAUGAAGCAGACAUUAUAGCUGAUCGGAAAGCUGUGAUUUCUCAAGGAAUGCUGAAAUGUGUUGGCUCCUCUUUCUUCCUUAAAACCAAAUGGGGAAUUGGCUACCGUUUGAGUAUGCACAUAGACAGGUACUGUAACACAGAAGGUACAGCAUCAUUGGUCAGACAACAUAUCCCUGGAGCCAGUUUGUUAAAACAGAAUGAAGAGCAACUUGUAUAUGCCUUACCUUUUAAAGACAUGGACAAGUUUUCAGCAUUAUUUUCUGAUCUGGACACUCAUUCCCAUUUGGGUGUAAUCUCCUAUGGGGUUUCCAUGACAACCUUGGAAGAUGUAUUCCUCAAACUAGAAGUUGAAGCUGAAAUUGACCAAGCAGAUUUCAGUGUAUUUAACCCACAGCAAGCUGAAGAUGAAAUAGAUGCAAAAUCUAUCAGUGAAUUAGAGCAAAGCCUUCUGAUACUAUCUGAAACAAAAUCUUGUGCAGUGAGCAAUAAGUCUCUGUGGAAAAAGCAGGUCUCAACUAUGGCAAAGGUUCAUUUCCUUAGUUUACAACGUGAAAUUAAAUCCGCGACUGCAGUGUUCUUGCUGUUCACAUUGUUUCUUGUUGUUCAGAUUCUUUUAUUUCUUAUACGGCAUUACUUAAAAAAUGCUGUGGUACUUGUAAAACUCUCCCCUGAUUUGUACUUCCUUAAGCCAAAAGAUGUUUAUCACAAAUACAAAACGAGUCUCCUCAUUCAAAACUCCACUGAAUCAGAUAUUGAGGACAUCAUCAGAUCACUUAGAAGCCAAAAUAUACUGACGGAGAUCUUCAAUGCCAGUAAUUAUGUAUCAUCUGUGCACCACACUACAGCAUUGAAUGGAAGUGGUUAUGUUUCAGUGGCCCCCCACAGUGGAGCAAUAAAUGUCUUUCAUACAGACAAUAGCUACACCUUCACAGUUGCUUUUAACCGUACCAUGGUACAUUCUUUACCUGCUAUGAUGAAUGUUAUUAGUAACCUCUAUCUGCGCAGCUUAAAUGUAACUGAAAGCAUCAAUAUCUGGAGUAGCCCUUUCUUUCAAGAAUUUACUGAUACAUUUUCCACAGUAGUGCUUUAUUUUGGAGCUGUCUUAUUGGGAAUCAUUGUAACUGGAAUGCCACCAUAUUUUGCCAUGGAGAAUGCAGAAAAUCACAAGAUUAAAGCCUACACUCAGUUGAAGAUUUCGGGUCUUUAUCCUUCUGCUUACUGGUGUGGACAAGCAAUAGUUGACAUUCCUUUAUUUUACAUUAUUCUCUUUCUCAUGAUAGGAAGCUUGUUCGUAUUUCACCAUGAAGUUUAUUUUUUUCCGGAGAAGUUUCUUGCUGUGGUCUUUUCUUUUAUUGGCUAUGUACCUUCAGUAAUUCUGUUCACUUACAUUGUGUCCUUUACCUUUAAAACCAUACAGAACACUAAAGAAUUUUGGUCAUUCAUUUUUUCAGUGGCAGCCUUGGUUUGUUCUUUUGUAAUUGAACUAGUUUCCUUUAUGUGGUGUUAUACAGCAGCUGCUGUUCUUCACACUUGUUUUUCUAUCUUCAUUCCAAUCUAUCCUCUUAUUGGGUCUCUGAUUUGUUUUAUAAAGAUAACCCAGAAACUUGAUCACAUGAUGGAAAGAAAUUCAGAAAGAUUGUUGGUUUCAGUAAUAGCGCCUUAUUUGCAAUGUGUAGUGUGGCUCUUUCUUCUACGGUAUCUUGAGGUGAAAUAUGGUGGCAAAUCGAUAAGAGAGGAUCCGUUUUUCCGACCGCUCCUAAAACCAAAACCAUGGAAAUUCCCAGAUGUGCCACAUGAUGAGGAUGAGGAUGAAGAUGUUAAGGCAGAGAGGUUGAGGGUUAAGGAGAUGACAACCUGCCAGAGUUGUGAGGAGAAACCAGCCAUUUUGGUCAGCAGUUUGCAUAAAGAAUUUGAUGAAAAGAAAGAUUUUCUUCUUGGAAGAAAAAUAAAGAAAGUGGCAACUAAUCAUGUCUCUCUUUGUGUAAAAAAAGGGGAAAUACUAGGGUUGUUGGGCCCCAGUGGAGCUGGGAAAAGUACGCUGAUUAAUAUGCUGGUGGGAGAAAUUGAACCAACUUCAGGCCAGAUGCUGAUGGGGGAUUAUUCUUUCGGUGACAACAGUGAGGAUAAUUCCAUGAGAUUUGUGGGAUACUGUCCACAGACAAACCCACUUUGGCCAGAUAUUACAUUGCAGGAGCAUUUUGAAAUAUAUGGUGCCAUCAAAGGAAUGCAUGAGAGUGAUAUGAAAGAAGUCAUUAAAUGCAUCUCCAGUGCACUUGAUUUCGAGGAACAUCUCCAGAAAAAGACAAAGAAGCUUGCAGCAGGAAUAAAACGAAAGUUAUGUUUUGCCUUAAGUAUGCUUGGGAAUCCUUAUGUUACUCUAUUAGAUGAACCAUCUACAGGUAUGGACCCUAAAGCAAAACAGCACAUGUGGAAAGCAAUACGAGCAGCCUUUAAAACUAGAGAGAGAGCAGCUAUUCUGACUACUCAUUAUACAGAAGAAGCAGAUGCAGUGUGUGAUCGAGUGGCAAUCUUGGUGUCUGGAAAGCUAAGGUGUAUUGGCACAGUUCAACACCUCAAGAGUAAAUUUGGCAGAGGAUACUUCUUAGAAAUUAAAUUAAAAGGAAUGCCAGAUACAAAUCAGAAGGAACGUCUUCAAAGGGAGAUUUUGCACAUCUUUCCAAAUGCAAAUCGUCAGGAAAGUUUUGCAUCGAUUUUGGCUUAUAAAAUACCCAAGGAAGAUGUCCUCUCACUUGCACUGUCGUUUUCUAAACUGGAAGAAGCAAAACAUGCCUUUAAUAUUGAAGAGUACAGCUUCUCUCAAGCAACACUGGAACAGGUGUUUGUUGAGCUUGCCAAAGAACAAGAAGAGGAAGACAGCAGCUUUGGAACAUUAAACAGUACACUUUGGUGGGAAAGGUCCCAGGGAGAUAAAGUGGUUUUCUGAUAUGUUCAGUAAGAUAAAAUUCAAUAGCUGUCAUCCUCUGGGGGGGGGGUGUGUUAGUGUUGUUUUUGUGGAAUGUAUGCCGAGCACUAUGAGUUGGCAGCAUAUUUCAAAGCACUUGCAAGUAUAAAGAAUAUUGGAUUCCCGCAUCUUGGAAAAAAUGCAAAAUAGAGCCUCUUCACCUUCUUUGCCUUAUGUCAAUACUAUAAAUGUUUCGAACUGUCUCUUUUUAUUGAUAUAUGACUUGUUCUUUUUCCAUAAAAAUAAUAAUCACAAUUAAUUUUCUUCAUUUUGUUUGGCUUUAUGUAAAAUUUAAUCAUUUGGGGCAAUUUGCGCUUUCCUUUUUUGGACACACACAUGCUGAAUUUCAACAGCCAUACAGCAUAUAAUACCUGCAAUAUUAAUGAGCUACUACAAAUUUCAUUAAAAUUAGGUUAUAAAUUAUUUACAUAUGCUGCCUUUCUGUAGUUUGAUGCAUAUUUUCAUCAGAAGACACAGAGCCUUUUGUGACAUGCAACAUAAUGGCUAUUGGUUUAGUAAUGACCUAACUCAUAUUUUGCAGUGUUUGCAACUUUACCAGUUCCCUAUACACUUUGUCUUUAUCUAAGUACAAUAACUUAGCAGUCAUUGUUUAGGUGGCUUGCACCUCAGGUACACCUUAACUUUUAAUAAGCCACCAAAUGGAAUACUUUGAACUCAAUCUGUGGCUGUGAUCACACAUGUUAAAUAAUCCACUUUCAAUCCACUUUGAAUGCACUUUCCAACU
Molecule: messenger RNA, 5864 nt
Organism: Gekko japonicus
Lineage: Eukaryota; Metazoa; Chordata; Lepidosauria; Squamata; Gekkonidae
Gene: ABCA5
Product: ATP binding cassette subfamily A member 5
Exons: 41
Coding region: 125-5101 (1658 amino acids)
Biological process (GO): transmembrane transport; lipid transport
Cellular component (GO): membrane; intracellular membrane-bounded organelle
Molecular function (GO): ATP binding; ATP hydrolysis activity; lipid carrier activity
Source: RefSeq, a predicted model, not a curated record